AUGACAUACGACCGCCCUGCACCAACCACUGAUGGAUCAGCUCUGCUGUCCACAUUUGACGCCCUGACCAAGUCCGGGCUUGUUCUCUACGAUGAAACCCAGAAGAUUGUAGAGCAUACAGACGGAGACCUAAAGUUUCAUUUUGUUCUCACCAAAGCUCUUAUCAAGAAGCCGACCUUAUCUACACCAGAAUCGUCAUCUUCACCCGGGACUAGCUUAUCGAAACAGCUCCUCCCUGGUAGCGACAUCGAUACAAAUGGCUUCGAGAUGGGCGGCAGUGGAAGCAGCACUCACUUCCUUGUCGCCAACAAAUUUUGCUUCUCCCGACCUCACCUGAUGAUGCUCACUCGCGAUGGGUAUCGUAGACAAUACGAGCCAUUGAACCAUAGCGACUUUGAAGCUGCGUGGGGCACUUUGGCCUCCUUGAAUAAUGAAACAACAGACUAUGUUGUGUUCUUCAACUGCGGUAAAGAUGCCGGGUGCAGCCGACUGCACAAGCAUGUACAGUUGAUGCCUCUUCCCGCCAGUGGAUUUGCGGUCGACUUUCUGAACUCAGACAGCGCCAAAGAGCCAAACGUGCCGUUCGAAUGGUUCUACCACAAAUUUCAAGACAGAACCACUGCAGCUGCGAAAGGGACCGACAUUUACCUCCAGCUUCUGCAGCAAGCGACGAAAGCAUGGAAGGCUAUCACCGGAAAGGAUAUACCAGAUGGGCAGGCGUGCCCGCACAACGUGGCUUUCACAUCUCGCUGGAUAGUGGUUAUGCCUCGUCGUAAAGCGGCUGUCAACAAAGAGGCCGGCGUGAAUGCUGUGAGUAUGUUGGGGGUAAUCGCCGUCGCUACCGAGAAGGAGAUUGAGAACUGGGUAAAGCUUGGUCUGACGAAUUCGCUUAGAGAACUUGGAGUUCCGAAGAACUUGGGUGAAAUGCAAGGAAAGUAA
Messenger RNA from Fusarium tjaetaba, 939 nucleotides. Its product is annotated as ATP adenylyltransferase II. Gene Ontology annotation, molecular function: ATP binding; ATP:ADP adenylyltransferase activity. Lineage: Eukaryota; Fungi; Ascomycota; Sordariomycetes; Hypocreales; Nectriaceae. Gene Ontology annotation, biological process: nucleotide metabolic process. The record is from RefSeq and is a predicted model, not a curated record. The coding region runs from base 1 to 939 and encodes 312 amino acids. The transcript has 2 exons.